Molecule: messenger RNA, 2751 nt
Organism: Micropterus salmoides (largemouth bass)
Lineage: Eukaryota; Metazoa; Chordata; Actinopteri; Centrarchiformes; Centrarchidae
Product: protein FAM124B-like
Exons: 3
Coding region: 165-1208 (347 amino acids)
Cellular component (GO): nucleoplasm
Source: RefSeq, a predicted model, not a curated record
UGCUCUAUUUGUUUACCCUACAGAAUAUCUUUGCAUCUGGUGACAUUAUGUUAACAACAUGAUCUAUAAUAUUGAAAAUAUCAGUUGUACCAGUAUAUUGGAAGAUAUUCUUAAAACAAGUGAGGCAGCAUUAAGUCAAAUUAUGUCACACCGCUGGCUCUUUAAUGCUCAACACAUUCCCUUCUCUCCUGUUCUACUCUGCUAUAUUUCUGUCUGCUGCUCUUGUUUCGCGUCCCCACACAGAGCCCGGACUGUGCCUGCAGCUGGCUUUAAAGCAGCUGUCACCAGGGGUUCGGGUGGAGCCAUGCAGCUCUGCCGUGCUGCAGUUUAGUGUGGAAGAAAUUGGCCAGCUCGUCCCUCUCUUGCCCAACCCCUGUACCCCCAUCAGCACCACACGCUGGCAGACAGAAGACCUGGAUGGCAACAAGGUUCUCUUCCAGGUGAAAACCCCAGCUCAACCUCAGCGACCUCUGACCUGCGCUUUCCCCCUGACAUGUCCCAGCGUGUCCCCUCGAGGAAUGCAGCUCAGGAGCUCAGGCCACAGCCUGUCACCCUGCAGCUUCACAAUGCCCCUGCCUUGGCAAACUCACAGGCAAAGCCACAGACCGCGCAGUGACCCUGUCCUGGAGAAGCUUUAUGGAGGAGGUGGUGGAGCAGAGAGUCUGGGAUCAGGAAGCUGCUGCAGCACCCCUCCAGGCAGCUCCUGUUACUCAUCCCAGCGCAGCAGCCCUGCUCUGCCCUCAACCACCAAUCACCCUGACUCUCCUCUGCGCCCCUCCAUCACCCGUUCUCUCUCCCAUCUCCUUCUGGAGGAGGAGGAGGAGGAAGCAGAGACCAACGUAGACACAGGAGUGCCCGUCUCACCUCGCUCUGACAAAGCAGUCAAAACAAUUGCUCGCUCUUCCUCCAUGGACCUUUUGAUGACUCUCUGCUCUGAGAGACCUGCAGCUGUUGGGGCUUCUGCUGGUGAGGGACUGGCCAAGGAGCUGAUUGAAUGUCUGCCACAGACAAGCACACACCCUCAGGGCCCCUCCAAGACAUGGGGCUCCGCUGGUUCUGCUGAUACAACCAGGAAGGGCUGUGGCAGCAGGACUGUGGCAGCAGGACAAAGCCCCUCCAAAGGGGCCGUGGUGGAGAACAGAACUACUGCUGAGUUGCUGUCAGCACGCACAAACAAAGAGGAGCCAGUCGAUGAGUUCUUCAUCUAAAUCGCUGCCACUGCGUCAUGCUGUGGUAAUGAUCACAAGAGGAGAAACCCUUUAAGAGGAUGAUCUGAAGUCAUGCAGGAGGACACAGGUGUGUAGUCUGACAAAGGGGCAGUGCUCUGGGAUACAGAAGAAGCCAAAGUUCAGCUGCAGGUGAGACUCAGAAGUAAAUUGGUGUCUGUAUUUCCACAAUAUACAGUACCCACCUGCCAAGAGAAUGGUUCAAGAUGAGGCAGUGCAGGUAAUAAUAAUAAUAUUUUGAAGGUUUCAAUUACAUUGCAUUUAGAUCCGUCCAACUAAUGAUUCGUGCAGCUAUUGUGCUAUAAUAUAGCCCUAUAAAAAGCAAAACAUGAAGGAAACGCUCUGUAUUAAGCGUUACUAUCAGGGUACUAGUGCCACUCUGGGUUUCUGUAUGUUGUAUGUGUGGGUUUAAUUGCCUUUGAAAGAGAAAAAAGAUGAUCUCCGUGUGAAGUCGCUCUCUGAUGUCACUGAUUUCGUCCAGUUGCUCUCCACAGUGCAGCACUGUCAGUCUGUGUUACAGGUAUGAAACCUUCACAUAGUAAAAGUAUAGCCUAGUGGCUUUUGAUUACAUUUGUUUAAAUGCACUUGAAAGGAUCCUUGUUUAACACAUUUUAAAUUUUGUGUGUUAAAAUGUAUGUAAGUGGUGGACUAGACCGGGCCAAAUUACUGCAUUGAAGAGGACUGAAAUUUGUCACAUAAUUCUUUUUUUUCUUCAGAUAGCCUAAACCAGAUGUUCUAAAUAACUACUUAAAGAGAUCAUUAGGGCAUUUUUUUGUAUUUUUUUUUAUAUUUAUUUUAUUUUUUUUUUUAAUAAUAAUAAUGUAGUCAUUAGAAUGUAAGGUGUUUCAAACAACCCAAAUGGGUCCUGAGACCUCAGAAAUGUUAAUUACUGUAAGUAAUGCCACAGUAAGCUGAGAGAUCAGCAGACAGAUUAACUUAAGUGAAAAUUAAAAAAUUAAAAUUAGCAAGUUUACCAUAUAUUGGACUUACCAGUUACAGAUGUUAGUCAAAUCCACAACAUUUUUGCACUGUGCUCAUGAUUUAAUUUUAGUUACAGACUGAUACAAAUCUAUAUUUUUAUUAUGUGAGGGCAGUGAAAGGACACUGUCUUCCGCUCUGCUGACAUUCUCCAUCAGCAGUACAUUUUGUAAAGUCGCCAAAAGUUAAUGAGCAAACUCAUGCAACACCAUCCAGUAGACUAAAACAUACAGUUAUGGCGAUGGACCUUCUAAAUUUAACCCACUAACAGAUAAACCUGAAAUCUGUAUUCACUUGUGUUUCUUUAUGGCCAGUAUUUGAUAAAAUGUAUAUGAUUUAAGGUUAUGAGCGGCUCCUGUUGGGCUGCUCACUGGCUGACAGGACACUGUGGGUUUGCAGGGCAGCUCAGAGGUGUGAAUGUGUUGAACUGUUUACUGUAAAUGGGCGUUACUGGAAAAAAAAAAAAUGCUCAGUCAGAGAGCGUCAACUGUGAGGCUCCUUAGAAAUGUCUUAAUAAAAGUAUUAAAAUAUACAUGAAUAAAACAGA